CAGGCAGCCAAGCGAGUUCGGUUUCCAAAUACGAACAAACUCCAUACGCCUAAUUACAGUGCUCUGUAAACGUUUUACAGUAUUGGGAUUUCUUCAAUUGUUCUUCUCAGUGUUUUUUUUGGUGGGUUUGAUUCUGAAAACUCGAAGCUUUUUUGAAGAACAGAGAAGGAAAUAGAUAUGGGUCUGCUCAGAUAGCAGUUUUGGUGACCAAAUUUUCACGUCUGUGAAUUUUCAAGUAUCAAAUGGCGCUGUGUUCUAUUUACAAGUAUGGUUCAAAAGCUCAAGGGUUGGCUUUUCUUGCAUUUGGGUCCAUUUCUUUUUUGGUAUUUGUUUAUGUUGCUAUUGUCUCCAAGUUGCUUCCGCCAUUCGAUAAUCCGAUCCUUGCAGCCAUUCAGAAUGACAGAUACUAUUGCUUUCUGGUUCCAUUAACGCUUCCCAUCCUUGUUGUUGCUAUAUAUUUCCACUGGCUCAGCAUGAAGAUCUUUAAGCAUGCAUAGCUCAGACGAGGUAUGGAGCUUUUGUGUAAUCUCACGAAGGAUCGUUAUCAAUUGGUUAGGUUUCUGAUUCCAAGUUGUUUACUUGAAACAUUUGACAUGAGUAGAAUGAGAUAAGUUUUCGUAGUAAUGACAAACGAAGAUACUUUCACUAUUAAAGUGUAGCUAUUUUCAGCCCUUUUGUGCUUCUGCAUUUCCUGGAACUUCAGAAGUUAAGAGCACAAAAUCGCGAGCUUCCUUCAAAUAAAUAACUUGCAUACACUCAAUACUUGCUUCUAUCCAAGAUUUCUGAUGAAGGAAGUGUUUAUGAAGAAGACAUUUAGGCUACUAAAUCAUCCUAGGACAUUUAGACAUUAAGAUUUUUUUUAUCCUAAUUCAACAGUUCAGUUGUUUGUAAUUGGUAUGAACACAAAAUUUUGAAAUUGACUUGCUUAUAUACAUUGAAAUUAUUG
Molecule: messenger RNA, 946 nt
Organism: Solanum verrucosum
Lineage: Eukaryota; Viridiplantae; Streptophyta; Magnoliopsida; Solanales; Solanaceae
Exons: 3
Coding region: 243-497 (84 amino acids)
Source: RefSeq, a predicted model, not a curated record